AUGUAGCCAGCAGAUAACACAGGAAACGAUGAAGCUGAAAUGUGGAAGAAUAGUGGGGAGGGUGAGGAUGUCCCACUUGCUGCAAAGAUUGAUAGAACUUUUGUCCCUACUUUGUUUAAUGAUGAAAACAUGGAUUUCGUAGUAUUAAAUCCUCAACUUUAGGGCAGUCAUAUUGUCUACAAUGUUAAAGGUAUGGACAGAUAAGGUCCAUGGGAAGGUCAAAGAAGAUAUAGUUAGUUCCAUGCUCUACAUGAAACUCUUCAACUUAAAUGGCCAGGUGUGUUUAUUCCUAAAAUACCUCCCAAAAAAGCAAUUGGUAGCAAAGAAAUUAAGUUUAUUCAUGAACGCAGAUUUUAUCUCGAGAGAUUCCUAAGAAAAUGCUCCAUGCUAGAGUUCAUUAUCAAUUCUGAAGAAUUCUUAUGCUUCUCCAGACCAAGUGGUGAUAUUGAGAAUUGCUUGAACAAAGUAACUAAAUUCAACACUGCUAUUCAAAUUGACAGAAUGCAUAAAGCUACUGAUAUUAAAGAGAGAAUGUAUGAUUUGACCGAAAAAGAACGAUUCAAUAAUGUGAUUAUCGAAUUCUCCUUCUUUGCGAAGAAAGUUAUUCCACAACUUAAGGUCAUGAAAAAAUUAAUCUAACACUUUCAAUAAAUCAAGACAUCUUCGAUUGCAAAUCAUAAGGGUCUCUACAAUAUUCUGAGCAAUUAUGAAGAUCUGAACCUAAAUGUGUAUGUCGAACAAAAUAAGCAAAGAAUGGUCCUAGGACAUGAAACACAAGGAGUUGAUCUAAAGACCCAAAUGGAUGACCUUAUUUAGAAGCAAAACAAUCCAUUCGUUGAUAUGUAUCAUUGGUGUAAAGGUGAAAUCUAUGAUCUCUAAGCACUCUGUGAUGCUGUGACUUCCAGAGAAGCAGUCGAAAAGCAACAGAAAAAGCUCGAAUAAAAAAAGAAAAAUACAUAAGCAGAUCUUGAAAAUGUUAGUCAAGGAAAGAAAACAGUUAGAACUCUUUUUAAAAAUGACAAGGACACCUCAGGCAUGCAAAACUCUAUUGAAAAUGUAAAAUUCAUAAUUUUAUAUAAUUUAUCAGUAAGAAAGAGAGAUCGACAAUUUACAGCUCCUUCACGAGAUCUUGACAAUCUACUUGGGUGA
This is a messenger RNA of Stylonychia lemnae, 1149 nucleotides long. The record is from the annotation of a GenBank genome assembly. NCBI's taxonomy places the organism in Eukaryota, Ciliophora, Spirotrichea, Sporadotrichida, Oxytrichidae.